Drosophila miranda is the source of this 1289-nucleotide messenger RNA. RefSeq lists its product as uncharacterized. The record is from RefSeq and is a predicted model, not a curated record. The transcript has 5 exons. Bases 344 to 1033 code for a protein of 229 amino acids. Lineage: Eukaryota; Metazoa; Arthropoda; Insecta; Diptera; Drosophilidae.
UUAAUCGCAAAUAGUCUUUCUGCCUGUUACAAUCUACAUACAUACAUAAGUGUAUUUGUAUGAAACUGAUAUACUCGCCCCCUCGGUCGGGUGCUGCUCAUUAAAGUACGUUUUUUAAGAGCCCUAAUGGAGUUGAGAGAACUUAGUCUGGCCGCGAAUUUCGAUCGAGAACAAUGGUAGAGCAGAGCAGCUAGCAGAGUUAGCCGAAAUCCGCUAAGCUAAGCAAAUAAAUGCACUAAUCAUUCAUCAGUAUUCGGCCAGUACGCAUAGUUUCAACGACUUUGAAAACUUGUUUGAGCAUAAAUUAAAUACAAACAAACACGAAAACAACAACAGAAUAAAGAUGACAACAGAUACGGCGAAGGGCGUCAUAAACAAUGGCUACGAACUGGAUCAUAGGGAACUGGAGAUACCAACUUCGGAACCAUUCAAGGAAAUUCCACACGAAGACCGUAACUUGCCGCAACAGGGAGAAGAUGGAAAGGGAUUCUUCUACAACAAUCCGAAAAUGGGACGCAUCGUGAAGAUUUCAUUUUACGUUCUAUUACACGUUGUGGUCGUGGGCUACUUCUCGUAUGCCACUUAUCACUAUAAUGACAUCACUAAUUACGAGUGCAAUUGGAGCUCAGAUAAUCCUCUUUGUGGAAUCAAUUUCUGCUCAGGCUAUGGUAUGCUCUUGCUCCUGCUGGUAUUCGUCUACUUUGGUCUGUUCUACUACUUUAUAUUCAAGCCCAAAGUGGGAAUCUGGCUACACAGGGAGUACCUAAAGCCGGCUGCCCAAAAGUGGCACAACUUUAGCAGAACCAGAGCUGUCUCGCUGGCCAGUAUAGCCUUGUUACUGGUCUUCCUAGCCAUCUUCCUGUACUUCGAGACUAAGGACGAACCGCUGAAGUUCGUGUCGAUGGUAGCCCCCUGUCGUCUGUUCUGCAAGACGUAUUUGAUAGUUCCCCUGUUGGCAGCUGGGUUCUUCAUGGUGCGCCGGAUCUUGCUGCAGCGGGCGAAGCGGACCCAAGCCUGGAAAAUCGCCGGGUAACAACGAGUCUGGGUCGUCCAGGCAUUACUCCAUUAAAACCCCACCAUCACGUGACACGGAGAGCUCCCUGCCCAAUAGCGUCGGUGACACAUCCCAGAAGUAGUCGAGCAACGGAUAAUCACACGAUUCACACGGGUUUAUAAAACAUAUAACAUACGUCUGAAAUACUACAUACACAUUCCAUGAGAACACUCAUACAUGUGCACGGGUGUGGAUGGAUCCUAAGACUAAAGCAAUUAAAAAAUACUGCACUGUA